GUGUGAGAUUCCAGGCAGGCUGAAGUGCGCUGGGUUUCACUUGCUGUCAGUGCUCAGGACUGCCAUCAGAAGGAGAGCGCUGGCAGUGCUCACGCUGCUUUCCAUAUCACUAACUGGGAGCGCAAUAAAUAGCGUUCGGCUCGGUGUACGGCUCCUGAAAUGAAUGUGUGCAGAGGCUUCGGUUAGCUGCUUCUCUCCCGUGCAGAAGGGGUGUCACUGCUGGAUACCUCUGUCUUGCUCUCCUGUCUUCAUUGCUAGGUCUGCUGGGGCCGGGUCAAGUGGUGCUGCCCAACUUCUCACCAGACUUGCAGGUGGAAGAGAAUCUGUAACAAGAUUGGGAAAGAAAGAGGAGACAAAUUUUCUUUUCCAUCCCAUGGGAAAAUAAAGCGUUGAAUUAUCAUCUGGAAACUGGGAAGAACCAACAUGAGCAACGAGAGGCCAGUGAACCCUAGUUCGUCUCCACUGACUGAGGGCCUGAAGAGAAAGAGAGGAAGACCAAAGAAGCAGCCACGGGAGGAAGCUGGGGGACAAUUGCUGGUGAAGAAACCACGAGGAAGGCCAAAAGGAAGCAAGAAAGCGAGCACUGUAAUUGGACAAAUGGUAGAACCUCCUGCUGGAAAAAGGCCAAGAGGGAGGCCCCGCAAGUGGCCCCAGCUAGCGAUCCGAGAAGGAACGUCUGAGGAAGGAAGUCCUCAGGGAAGCAGUGACUUGAAUUUGAACUCAGCGCCUGCCACACAAGCCCUGUCUGGGGAGAAUAAAGAACCAGCAAGAACUGAAGGAGAAAUGUGCCAGACUUGCAAGCCCGCCAUGGUGCAGAGAAGAGAGGAGAGCUUCUUGAAAGCUACCUGCAUCACUGGAAAAGACGGUUCCAGGCCCAGCAAAACUACUGGUCUUAGGAAGUCUCUGAGUAACAUCCCUGCCACAGCUCAGUAGUAUGCCACCUGCUCAUGUCUUGCUGAAGCCAGAGGACUGGAAAGCAAAUAGCAUUCUUAUUGUCAUAUUUUGAAUUCUUCUUUUGUGAUAAUCUUGCCCAAUCUUUCUCUCCUGCUGUCUGCUGGCUUACCCCAGCCAUCCAAGCAGGGACUUAAGGGACAAAAAGAAAAAUGCUUUCUCAGGGAGAUGCCUUUCACAGUUUGUAGUAGAUUUUUUGGUAAGGAUAUUAUCUUUUGUAAUGAUACUUCAAUAACAGGGUGCCUCGUGCUGCCACAGAUAGCAAUAGUUCAAUAGAAAGACAGAGUGUUGACUCAGUAAUACAGAUAUGGGAAAGGAAAUCUGUUUACACAGCCAAAUUCUGAAUUUAUGUCAUACCACCUCUGGUAGAUGACAGAGUGGUCCCAAGAGUUAAAUUUUGCUCAUUUGCUCACAGGGACUCUAUCUGAAAGAUACUUUGAGUCCUUCCCUUCCUGUAUUGGAAAGAAAAAAACCUUCAUGGCAUUUCCAGCUUACAUAAUGGGGUCAGUAAUUUGGAUGCUUUAGAGGAAAGCUCACACCCUGGCAUCUUGAGGACUGACACUGAAAUUUUUAUCCUAGCGCUAUCAGCUCAGGCCAUCUUCCAUUAACUAGCUUUUGGCCUGCUGGCACUCCCCAUGAAUUUGAUAGCAACUCCGAGUGAACAAUCUUUACAAGCUUAGUCACAACCACUGGAUUUCAUCACUUCCAAGGAGUGCCUCUAAAGAACCAAAGCAACCACAGGUUGCUUCCUUCAGAGCUGCAGGAUUCAACUUAAAUCACUGUCAUACUUCCAUCCAUAAUGUGCGUUUGUGGGGUCCUCUAGUGUUGCAGCUAUGCAAACAAAAGCUUGCUGAUACAGUUUAGUUUGGGGAGACAGCAGUGUCCUGUCGCUCUGGGACAGGGACUGAGAGCAGCACAUCGUAUGUCAACUCUGCUUUCAGCAUCGGAGCUGAUCUUCCUGAAUUCUGAGGAAUGAGGGUAUUUCCAUGACCCACUUGCAAACAGUGAAAUCCUGUGGUUAUUUUCCAUCUGGUGGAUGCUCUGCCUGCCUAUUAAAGGGACAAAGCGGGUAUUUCAAUUAUCUUUGACAAGAUGUAAAAUUGGCUAGCUUUACAGUGUUAAAUAUUUAAACAGAACAUAAUUGGCUUUAAAUUUAUGGCAGUGCAUAGCAGAAACCCAUGAAAUGUCAGUAUAUAUUGAGCUCAUUUAUUAUCCUUUCAUCAGAGGUCUGUUUCCUUAGCAGGCAUGUAUUUAACACAAGAAAACGUCUGCAGGAUUAAGAGGAAGGACUGACUGGAGAAAGAAAAUAGAAGAACUGUUUUUUCCUCCUCUAGAUCAUUUUGUCCAGUCUGCCAUUUAGUAGUGACCAGGGUUCUGAUUAUGUUAAUUCUGUGUUGUCAGGUUUGCCCUACCAGUAAUUUCUUGUACAUGGACUUUGGUGGUCUCAGCAGAAAAACUGCAUCACGGUAACCCUUCUUGCCUCCUCUACCACGUAUCGGAGAAAUCAAGGAUUUAAUGGAUUGGAUCACAGGGUCUGACUUUAUGCUGUAGAAUGAGGCAUGCUGGAUAAAUCCAGGUGGGACACCAUGCAUUCAAGUCUGUAACUAUCAAUAGUUACAUGAGAAGAUCCAACUGGUGUUCCUCCAAGUUCAGGUUAGGGCAAGACGCAAAAUUUCCUCUUUAUCAUUUUUUUAGACACAAAAUUUCAUCUGCAGUUCACGUCUGCAUUCAAAGGGCACCCCAGUGACACACUAGGAUAUUUCACCAACUUCAAUACCUGAUUUGUGAUUGGAUUGGCAAAUUUAACAUUUUCCUUCAAGACUGUACUGUAGAUUUAAUUGAGUCCUAUUACCUGAGAGUAAUAGCUGUUACCAUGUGAAACCGGAAUUUCAGCUUCUUCUAAAUGGAUUAGGCAUGGCAUCUGUAAGAGUCUUGAGCUUUUCUUAUGACACUAGUGAGUCCUUUCUCAGCUGGUAACAUGUAGUAGGGAUGGAAACUGCCUCAGUUAAAUAGUAACACUGCUGACCUAAAUCAAAUGGAUUUCUUCUGGGAUAUGCACUCAAAGUACUCCUCUUAGGGGGAAAAAAAAAAUCUAGUCUUUGCUACCUCUUACUAUUCUAUUGGGAAACCACAGCAGAAAACAGAUUUCUGUAAAAAAUGUAACUGCUUGGGAACAACCAGAAUUCCACGCUAUUAGGAGCCACUCUGCAUGUAGUUGAAAUCCCAGUCCACCAGUCCAUAACUUCAGCUUCCACUUUUAUGCAGAGACUUAGAAUGAAAGUCAAUGUCUAUUAAAAGCAGACAAAAUUCCAGUUGUCUUCAGAGAGCUAGGCUGGCUCUCAUGCUAGUUUUUCUUAUUUGAGAGAAACACUUCUUAUUCCUCAUGCCUUUUCUGUGUAGCCAAAUCCUACCUCUAAACAAAUGCGUUUCAAAUGUUUCUAAGCUUAGGCAGUGGGUCUGAGUCAAAAAACAGGUCACUGCAGUGGGAUCAGAACAGUGGAGAUGACACGGUUAGUUUCCUAGCAAAGUUUGGAAGAUUCUCAUAAAUGGUUCUCAUUUUGGUGUAGGCAUAAACAGUUUUGACAAUUUGAACUUAGCCUCAGUGUUUGUUUUUAAUAAAGGUAUAAAAUGUAGCACCUCA
Molecule: messenger RNA, 3592 nt
Organism: Anas platyrhynchos (mallard)
Lineage: Eukaryota; Metazoa; Chordata; Aves; Anseriformes; Anatidae
Product: high mobility group protein HMG-I/HMG-Y
Biological process (GO): regulation of DNA-templated transcription
Cellular component (GO): nucleus; chromatin
Molecular function (GO): DNA binding; transcription coregulator activity
Source: RefSeq, a predicted model, not a curated record